CUUUCAACACUCUCAGCAGCCAUGACGCCGCCGCGCUCCGCGUUCUUCACGCUCGAGGACGCCAAGAUCAGCUUCAGCAUCAUCUGCUGCAUCUGCGGCAUCGGCACGCUCUCCAUGCCCUCCAACUUCGCGCGGGCCGGGCCCGUGUACGGCACCAUCGCCAUGCUCUUCAUGGCCUUCGCCAACAUCUACGCUACGGUGGCGCUCUCGCGCGUGAUCCUCGUGGCGCCGCCCUCCGUCAAGACGUUCAGCGACGUGGGCGACUGGGUGCUCGGCAAGACCGGCCGCUACCUCGUCAACGUCUCGCAGCUGCUCGUGUGCUUGCUGCUGCCCUGCGCCUUCCUGGUGCUCGGUAGCACGCUGCUCGACGUGCUGUUCCCGAACUCGUUCAGCCAGAUCUUCUGGAUCGUCUUCAUGGCCAUCACCGCCAUCCCGGCGUGCCUCAUCCCGACGCUCAAGGCCGCGGCCACCGUUGCCUUCAUCGGCUGCAUGGGCACCAUCAUCGCCGACGUCGUGGGCGUGAGCGUGCUCGAGUGGGAGAUGCGCGGCCACCCGUCGGUCCCGGCGCCCGACAUCACGCUGCACCAGGUGCUCACCACCUUCGGCAACCUGUCGCUGGCCUACGGCGUGGCCGUGCUGAUCCCGGACCUGCAGCGCCAGCACUCGCAGCCCAAGCGCAUGCCGCGCGUCAUCAUGGUGAGUCUGGGCGUGGGCUCGGCCUUCUUCCUGGCUGUGGCCAUCGCCGGCUACGUGGCCGGCGGCUGCCAGCUCUCGGCCAACCUGCUCUUCUCCAUCGUCAACAUUGCGGACCCGUCCGCUCCGUCGGCGCUGGGCUUCGUGCCCAACCACGGCGCGGUCAUCAUGGCCUACCUGUUCAUGCACCUGCACGUCGUCAUCGUGCUGUCCACCGUGCUGCAGCCGCCGUUCUACAUGGCCGAGCGUCUCAUCCUGGGCAUGCACAAGGACUCGGCGGAGACCGCGGCCUGGAUCCAGCAGGACAAGGAGGACAACGACGGCUGGGAGGAGCUGCGCGACAAGCUGUCGUCCAACGUGCCCAUUGUGGCCAGCAGCAUCCCCGCGCGCGACCUGGAGAGCAACCACGCCGACUCGGACGUCGAGACGCUGUCCAACUCGGCCAAGCGCGAGCAGGAGGAGAAGGACCACGACGAGGCCCAGCUCUCGGACUACAGCGGCUCGGCCAACGUGCUGCGCUACGUGACGCUGCGCCUCGUGAUCAUGGCGCUGCUGGUGGCCGCGGCCAUCGGCUUCCGCUCGCACUUCCUCGACCUGGUCGACUUCACGGGCGCGUCGGCCAUCACCGUGUGCUGCCUCGUGCUGCCGCUCGUGUUCUACCUCAAGGUCUUCUGGAAGGUCCUGCCGCUCUACGAGCGUGUGGUGGCGCUCGUGAUCAUCGUGGUGUGCACGGUCGUGGGCUGCUACGUCAUGAUCUACGCCGGCAAGAACCUGUUCAACCCGGACUCGGACAGCGCCACGUUCCCGUACUGCCCCGAGGAGUACCAGUCGGAGCCGUACUACGUGCGCAACUCGACCACGUCGUCGGCCACCUCGGCGUGAAUCGCGGACGACCGUCGCAUUAGGAGAGCGUUAGGGCAGAGCCACGACAGGUAUCUCUGCUCGAGCUGUUGAUCUACCUAAUAAUCGACCUCCACUCACCCCCUUGCCCCCCGCG
Molecule: messenger RNA, 1690 nt
Organism: Phytophthora sojae
Lineage: Eukaryota; Oomycota; Peronosporomycetes; Peronosporales; Peronosporaceae
Exons: 1
Coding region: 22-1575 (517 amino acids)
Biological process (GO): amino acid transmembrane transport
Cellular component (GO): vacuolar membrane
Molecular function (GO): amino acid transmembrane transporter activity
Source: RefSeq, a predicted model, not a curated record